Messenger RNA from Drosophila serrata, 3231 nucleotides. RefSeq names its product Stromalin 2 (gene SA2). Gene Ontology annotation, molecular function: chromatin binding. Lineage: Eukaryota; Metazoa; Arthropoda; Insecta; Diptera; Drosophilidae. Gene Ontology annotation, cellular component: cohesin complex; chromatin; nucleus. Gene Ontology annotation, biological process: sister chromatid cohesion. The record is from RefSeq and is a predicted model, not a curated record.
AGUAAGCAUGCUGUCACUAUUUGACCCAAGUUGGCAGCCUGUUUUUGUGUUUUCGAAACUUUACGUGCUUUUUUCCGGUUGUGCGAUUCGUUUUACUUGUGAAAAAAUUUAAUUAAACCUGAAAAAGUGUAUAAAAUGGAUAUUAAUGAAAUAAAUGUGAUCGAGGAGCCGUCUGGCGAAGUGCCUAUGGAAAUCGCCGAGGUACUGGUGGAGCAGCCGAGAAUUGGCAAGUUGUCACUGUUGCAAUCUGUGCUGCACAGUACUGUAAAGCAUGAGGACCUGGUCCGCGAGUGGCUUGAGCAAUAUAUGAAGGAUCCGGAUGCCGCUCUAGUCGACAUAUUGCAAUUUGUGGUGGAGGCCAGUGGCAGUGAGUAUCGGAUUCCUAAGGCCACCGCGCGACCCUUCGUCUACAGGGACAUCCUGAAAGCGAGCACAGAACAAUUUCGCGCAGUGAGCAAUUAUUAUCCAAUGAUACUGAAGAACAGUUCCCAGAACUUUGAGCGUAAGGUCGGAGAUUUUGUCAAGAGUCUGCUGACGAUGGCGCAUGAUACAUCCAUUAUAUCCGAUCAGAUUUUCCUCGUUGAGGUGUCGGGCUUUGUGAUGGCCUGCUCCGAGUCCAAUAUUCGCCCAAUUCGCCACACCAGCACCAUGUUAGGCCUAAAAAUGCUGACCGCUAUGAAUGAAUUUCCCACUGUGAUGGAGAAAGAUGAAGAACUGAAGAAGCUCUGGCUGCGCAUGUUCGAUUGUAUGUUUGUGGCCCGUCACCUGGAUGUGGUCACCGGAAUAAGGCUACUGUGCUUCACCGAACUUGGUCGCUGGAUGAGGAAACAUCCCGAGGGGAAUCUGGAGCCCAAAAAUCUUCGCUACUUCUAUGAGGGCCUAAAGGACAGCCUCCCAGGUGUGAGGAAGUGCUGCUUGGAGUGCAUCCAAGAUCUGACGGAUGGCGAAGGAGAACUCAGCGCAAAGUGCCUGGAAUUAGCCAUGGAGUACCGCGACCUGAUCGUACUCACUUGCAUGGAGCGGGAGUGUGAACUGGGGGAGCAUGCGUUGCGCUUAUUGACCGGAUUGUAUCGGGCUUCGCCUAAAAUCUUGACUAACGUAGAUUGCCGGCUGCUGGAUCAACUGAUGUUUGCCGCCAGUCGCAGCCUGGCGCAUGCGGCCGCAGGACUCUUCACGCUGCGCUGGAUGAUUCCUCAGAGGGGAGCCUCUUCCUCCCAGAUACUCAAACGCCUGCUGGAUUUCUUCAUUCGGUACACCAGGCAUGAGCAUGCUGCCUAUUUGGUGGAUUCCCUGAUCGAUAGCUGUGACCUGAUUAUGGACUGGAAGACCAUGGUCGACAUGCUAAUGGAGGACGAGGUGGAGUCGAGGCUGAAUUCAACUGAGAGAUCGGCUCUCAUUGAGAUCCUUUGUCGGGGUGUUAAGCAGGCCAUUACCGGUGAGAUACCGCCGGGCAGAUACACAAAGGAUUUGGUUAGGACGCCAAAGCCAGAGGCCCAACUGCGAGCAACUCAUAUCCUGGCCCCCAUCUUUUCGGAGCUACUGAUGAAGCAUUUCUCGGACCCUCAAGAUUUAGAGAAUCUACUGGAGCUACCGCAGCACUUUUACUUAAAAUACUACUUGCAGACGGAGAACGUAGAGCAGCUGGAACUGUUGCUCCGGCAGAUCAAGGCCAUUAUGCAUAAACAAAGCAACAGCUUGGUACUGCGGAUGGCAGCCCUUACUCUGGUGAAUCUCAAAGACAUACCGCGCACUAAGCCGCAUAUUCGGGAGCUGCUUCACACUGCAGUGUAUAACUACAAGAUUGCCCUUCGCACAUGGCAGCGGAUGUACGGAACUCCCAGCCUGUCGUCGUCCUCACAGUCAUCAUCCCAGGCUUCGUCCCGAGCUUCGUCCCGAGGUUCGUCCCGGUCCUCGUCACGACUUUCGUCCCCGCUAAUGGGGGGACGUCAAAGUCGCCCUAGGAAUCGAGCACGCAGCCUGCUGGACUCGCUGCUCUUGAUCGCGGCUCUAUAUAGAUACUUUGAUCUCAGUAGAUUUCAUUUGACGGAGUCGGUUCUCUCCAGUCUGAAGCGUGUGCACAGGGAUCAGGAUAAGAGACCGAGGAGGACCGACCUGCCGGCAAAGGCCGUGUCGCAGUAUCUGCAGGUGUGCUAUUAUAGUCUCCACUGGGAUUUGCUUAGCGUAAAGAAGGAGGAUAAUAAUCGCAGCGAUCUGGAGUUGGAGGAGUCUUGUGCUUCCCUAAAAAAGCAUCUAGAGGACUAUCUUUCUGUGGCUUUACACCUGGUUGACAAGGGAGAAGAAGGCCUGGCCUUCGAUAGUUUUGGUGGCAUCUGCGAUCUGUUUGUACUAUUUGGAGAUCCACUGAUGCAGAAUCCAAGAUCGUGUGUACGCUCUAUCCGAUACGAGCCUUCGAUCAGAGAGUUUGAAUUGCUGGAGACUUUUACCCUGAACCACCUCUUCUCAGGAAGGCAGCCCGAGAACCUGGCCAAGGAGUCCUCGUUCGACGAGCUCCAGCGUCAGCGUUUCAUUCUCACGGGCUACUGCAAGCUGUUGGCUUUUAAUGUGAUUCCAACUAUGCGAGCCUGCAAGGUCUUGCAGUAUUACGACAAGUACUAUGCCGUUUUCGGCGACAUCAUGCGUGCUGCCAUGGAGCGGGCAAUGGAGAUCAAUCCGGUCAACUACGGGAUGACCAUGCUGCACACCUGUCUGCUGCCAUUCAAGCAAAUGAUGAUGGAUGUCAACCAUGACGGCGUCAGGGCCGUGAGCACUCUGGAGUUCCGUCAGCUCCUAAGCUUGGCUCGCCGUCUAGGAGAGAACUAUAACACCGAUCUCCUGAAGAACCGACACAGUGUCAAUGCCCUGCACAGAGCUGGUAUCCUGUAUGUUUUGGAGUCGGUGUCCGACGUUGCGGGAAUAGGCGCUCCCAAAAAUGUACUUUUCCUCAAGGUCCUGAAGGAGUUUGUACCGCAACUCCUAAAUCAGGACAGGGUCUGUGUGGCCAAGUUCCUGCAGCGCAUCGAGCAGCCUUCCCUGCCGUCGGUCGACAGGGAGGAGUGGCAGCCACUGGUGGACUACCGUUCCGCUUUGGCUACCAAGAACUAGAAUUUCUUGUUGCGAUUGCUGAGAUUCCUGAACACCUCAAACUACAUUUAUAUAUUAAUAAUGAUUUAUGGAUAUGUUUUCACCAUCCAAACGAUUUAAUAAAGCACAAAUUUGGGUUAUAUUGGGACA